AUUCCCAUGCACGCGGAGUAGUUUAUAAUAUCCGCCUCUCAGCACCAGCACCAGAUAUCCCAUCCCCGAGCCGCUCUCCCUCCUCCUCCUCCUCCUCCUCCCCUCCUCUCCCCCACACCACCUCGCUUUCUCUGCAGCAAUUCCUCCUCCAGCCGUGGCCCCUUGGGUCUUGGGAUGAAGUAGAACAGACACUGCCCCCAGUAGAUAGAGAGAGAGAGAGAGCAAGAGGGUCUUCUGCAAGUAUCCCACUAGAGUGUUGAAAAACAGGGCAAAGAAAGGAAGAAGAUUCUGUGUGUGUUUGUGUUUGUGUGUGUGUGUGUGUGUGUGUGUGUGUGGGUGAGAGAGAGAGAGAGAGAGAGAGGCUGGUUCAUUAGCCAUUUUGGGCUGCAUUAAUUCUUGAUUGGAGAGUGGUUUGUCUGCAUCUAGAGGCUUUCGAAACUUUGUGAUGAUAGAGAAACCAUUCUCCUUACCGGAAUAGAAAUAUUUUUGCCACAAGAGAGAGAGAGAGAGGGGGGGAGGGGGCGAGAAACGACGAAAACGUAACAAAGAGGGGAAACGUAAGAGGCUGAACCAGAGGCGGAGCUAAAAUACAAAGCUUUCUUUGGUUCUGCUGUCCUGAUAAUUGAUGAUGGCCUCCUGAGGGCCUCUCUCUGCAUGUCCCUUCUGAGAUCAGUUGGAUUCUUCUUCUUUCAUGAGAAACCUGAGCUAGAACACUUGGGGGGGAAGAGGAGAUAGAGCGAGAAAACCGGCGAAAAAGUCGAGCCUUUGAGCUUCCGUUUCUCUUGGGUUUGCUCUGUUUCUGGAGAUGGAGGUAGGAGAAAUCUAGCAGAGAGAGAGAGAGAGAGAGAGGAACUUCAACUUCAUGGGCUCUUCCUCUGCGUAAUUUUCUUGAUUCUCUGGUGCUCAAAGAAUGGCCUCUUUGACUGUACUAUUGAUAACCCCCCUCUCGUCCUUCAUUCUCUGACACUAAACUUGAAAAAGAAGUAAAAGCCACGAACUGUCUGCAAUUUGGUGGAGCAUAAAGGCGAUCCUGCUUGUGCCCAUUUGAAUUCACGGCUGUUCUUGCCUGAAAUCUACAAAUCUUUUCAGAUUGAUCUGUUGUUGGGGCCGUAUACACAGAGAGAACAGAUUUUUCUCAAAGAGAAGCUUCUUUAAUGGCGGAACUUAGUUCUUUCUCUUUACCAUCUCCCAGAAAUAAUUACAAGAAAGUCACCGGAUCAUCUUUUUUCAGCUUGCCAAGGCUAUUCACUAGCUUCACUAGCUUCACUGUGAAGGGGUUCUCUGAAACCGACACUGCGAUUAGUCCUACUUCAAUUCUUGACAGCAAACCAUUCUCAUUCUCGACCAUCAGAAACUCCUUCUGGUCUGAUAACACCAGCACUUCGUCUUCUUCACCCCGAAACACAGACACAGAGCACAAGCGCUCUUACUGGGAAAAGAAGAAGAUAGAAUCAGUAGGAAUUGGCCUAGGCAUUGUUGAUGCUCUGAAAGACGAGAGCUUUGACCCGAAGCAGCCUAAACCCGAGGCCCGGCCUGUCGUCAUCUUCGGAUCGAAGCUCAAGAUCCAAGUCCCUUCCCUGCCAUUCUCUGUCCCUCCCAACCCCGAGUCGGCGAGCCCAAGGUCUCCACCCAAUUUUGGGAUCAAAUCGAGGAAUUCCCAGCUUGGUUUUGCAUCACCACGCAUUUCGCGGUCCCCAGAUACGAAAUCCCGUUCCGGGUCAUCCUCCAAUUCGCGUGGCCUGGGUGUGCCCGGCUCGCCCCAGAUUUUGAGUGCCAGUGAGAUGGAGCUGUCGGAGGACUACACUUGCGUGAUCUCCCAUGGCCCGAACCCGAAGACAACGCAUAUAUUCGACGAUUGCAUUGUCGAGAGCCGCUGUGGUGUUUUUGGGGAUGCCUCUGAUUUGAAGGAGAAUGGAUUUUUGAGUGAUGAGCAGAGUAGUGGUUCUUUGUCACAGAGUUUUCUUAGCUUCUGUUGCACCUGCAAGAAGAAUCUUGGGCAGGGAAGUGACAUUUAUAUGUACAGGGGAGAGAAAGCUUUCUGUAGUGGAGAGUGCCGGUACCAGGAGAUUCUCUUGGAAGAGGGGAUGGGAAAAUCAGAACCAGAUGAAUAUGGCUUUUCUUGAUAUUGAGUGAUAAUCACCUUGCUUCAAAACAGAGCCUAGAAGAAACCAGCUUCACAAGGAUAGAUUAAUCAUUCUUAACAUAAUCUUUAGAGGCAGAGAGAGAGAGAGAGAGAGAGAGAGAGAGAGAGAGAGAGAGAGAGAGAUAGACUGAACUUUCUAUUGUAUUGAAUGGGUUGAUGCUUGAUAUUCUAGCCUUCGGGGCUGUUUCUGCUACUGCUGCUUCUCUUAGCAAUCUUUUUUGCUUUCAUUUCCCAUUUUUCUCUACUCAUGAUUUUUCUUGUACAAUUGAUUUCAAUGAAGUGAUGAUUUAGGAGAUUGCUAA
Molecule: messenger RNA, 2445 nt
Organism: Syzygium oleosum
Lineage: Eukaryota; Viridiplantae; Streptophyta; Magnoliopsida; Myrtales; Myrtaceae
Product: FCS-Like Zinc finger 8-like
Exons: 3
Coding region: 1155-2123 (322 amino acids)
Source: RefSeq, a predicted model, not a curated record